Geodia barretti is the source of this 282-nucleotide messenger RNA. The record is from the annotation of a GenBank genome assembly. NCBI's taxonomy places the organism in Eukaryota, Metazoa, Porifera, Demospongiae, Tetractinellida, Geodiidae.
AUGGGCGUAACGGUACGCAUUCCCACCCCGCUGCGUCGCAUGACCGGCGGUGCGGCCAAAGUUGAACUGGACGUGGCCGACCUAUCGCAGAUGAUCGACCGUUUGGAGAGCGACUAUCCCGGUUUCAAGGAGCGGUUGCUGGACGAAGACGGCGAACUGCGGUAUUUCGUGAACAUUUACGUAAACGGCGAGGAUAUCCGGUUCGACCAGGGGUUGAGGACCGGCAUCAAGUCCGGUGACGAAAUCAGCAUUGUUCCGGCUGUUGCCGGCGGACUAGCCUGA